AUGAGCUGCAACACUCUGACCGCGGGGGCCGGGGCCGGGGCCAUAACCGUGGGAACCGGAGGAGCAGUGAAAGAGGGCAAGAGACGGAAGACACACAGCAUCAACGAGAAACACUACCGAUUGUCCAUCAACAACAAAAUUCAGGAGCUGCGCAACCUACUGAACAUCGACCCCAAGGUGCCCAAGUCUGGUGUUCUGCAGAAAGCCAUCGAAUACAUCAAAUCCUCGCAGCAGGUGAACCACAAUCUCCAGCAGGAGAACCACAAUCUUCAUCAGGAGAACCUCAAUCUCCAGCAGGAGAACCUCAAUCUCCAGCAGGAGAACCACAAUCUCCAGCAGGAGAACCACAAUCUUCAUCAGGUGAACCACAUUCUCCAGCAGGAGAACCACAAUCUUCAUCAGGAGAACCUCAAUCUCCAGCAGGAGAACCACAAUCUCCAGCAGGUGAACCACAAUCUCAAGCAGGAGAACCACAAUCUUCAUCAGGUGAACCACAAUCUCCAGCAGGAGAACCUGACGCUCGAGAUGGCCAAUCAGAAUAACAGUACUUUUGGGAAUCUCGUGUUUGACAAGAGGCUGGAGAAGAUCCUUGAAGAGUUCUUUGACGAAGCGGAACUGUUUGCCUACGGUGAUGACGGUGGAGUUAAUAACAGUGAGCACAACGGUUCUGACAGCCAGGUGAUAACAUUACCUGCAGAGGAGGCGUUGCAAGAGGAUGUGGUGGGAACGGAAUCACGUCACGAACCAGACAACGUCACACGACCCUCCCACGGUCCAUCUUUGGAGGAAGGGACUCACACAUCGCUCGCAACCAGUCCCCAGUGCACAGGAGGACAGGGUGUAAAACGAAGGAGAUUACCUGAAGAAGACGAAGUGGAUGAUUCACCGAGCACCAGGCGUUUAAGGACUUCAGAGAAUAACAAACAAGACUACGAUGAGGAAGGACUAACAGCGUGGUCUGAUUCACUGGUUCAUGCAUCGGAUCAGGUAUCCUCGAGCAAUCCAGAGAGUGAAUUACCGCAUGAAAUCCCUCGGGAACGGUUCCGUGAUCACAAUUUAAACAGAAGGCUUGAUUAUAAUAUGUUGAGCCGUGUUAAUUGGUACUUUGAGAGACUUUUCAACUUGGCUGGACAACCACCAUCUUACCCUGAAGCAGAGGACAUUGUUGCUGGUGCUCUAAGCAUGAGUAACAUCUCAGAGGAUGUACGAGAACAACGCGUGGAACAGAGAUUGGUGGCAAAUGCAUUGUUGUUAAUGGGUGAGCGAUUAAAUCUUAUUCAGAGAAUGUUAAUGGAGUUGUACAGUCAUAUGAUGAGGAGACCGUAAUGUGGUGGUGUUUUCACGUUGCACACGCUUUGAUCGCCUAUCAAACUGAAACCACAGUCAAUUGAUCGAUGAUGAUAAGCUAAUUAAAAACACAUUAUACAGACACUUCUUAUUUACAGAGGUGGGAAGUAACUAAUUACAAAUACUUUUGUUACAAUACUUGAGUAUAUUUUUACAUUUUUUCUACUUUCGUGAGUAUAAUUAAAUUGUGGUACUUUUACUUGAGUAGAAUGAAACUAAAGUAUUCAACUUCACUACACUUUAUUUUUCAUGAAGAGAAUUUACUGAAUUUACGCCGAAAAUAUAUGCCACGCCGCACCGCAGUGUUCAGGUUUCACUCUCAUCACUGCACCGUGUGACGCUCCGUUCAAUAUUCCGCUCUAUUAAUGUGCAAUCUGCUCAAUUACCGCUCAUGCUCACCGCAUAAUUUAAAUAAAAUUCAUAUUUUAUGCCUUCAUUUGAUAACCAGGAAAAAUAGAAAGGAGAAAGGAAAAACCCUGUUUGCAGGACUAUACAUUAUUUGGAUAAUUAGUCAAAAACGACAACAGUUAUGUCUGAUUCUGUUGCAUAGAACUGAAUAAAAAUACAACCCCAA
This is a messenger RNA of Onychostoma macrolepis, 1921 nucleotides long. Its product is annotated as G-box-binding factor-like. NCBI's taxonomy places the organism in Eukaryota, Metazoa, Chordata, Actinopteri, Cypriniformes, Cyprinidae. Bases 1 to 1326 code for a protein of 441 amino acids. Gene Ontology annotation, molecular function: DNA-binding transcription factor activity, RNA polymerase II-specific; RNA polymerase II cis-regulatory region sequence-specific DNA binding; protein dimerization activity. The record is from RefSeq and is a predicted model, not a curated record. Gene Ontology annotation, biological process: positive regulation of cholesterol storage; positive regulation of transcription by RNA polymerase II. The transcript has 6 exons. Gene Ontology annotation, cellular component: nucleus.